This is a messenger RNA of Helicoverpa armigera (cotton bollworm), 2033 nucleotides long. Its product is annotated as zinc finger protein 347. NCBI's taxonomy places the organism in Eukaryota, Metazoa, Arthropoda, Insecta, Lepidoptera, Noctuidae. Gene Ontology annotation, biological process: regulation of transcription by RNA polymerase II. Gene Ontology annotation, molecular function: chromatin insulator sequence binding. Gene Ontology annotation, cellular component: chromosome. The record is from RefSeq and is a predicted model, not a curated record. The coding region runs from base 317 to 1690 and encodes 457 amino acids. The transcript has 3 exons.
AAGUAACAAGGCACUUUACUUGGGCACGCUCCCAGUUGACAGCGAUGGGGACGAAUUUUUUGACGCUUUUUAGUUGUUUGUUUUACUAGGAUAGUUUUUGAUUUUUAUUGUAAAUAUGUAUUGUAAAUAUUAAAGGCUCACAAUAACAUUCUCAGUAACAAGUAAGAUCGUAAGUAACGUCGUUACAACCUCCCAUUUAUCUAUGAAGAACAAUGUGCAAUUGAAACCUUUUUUGACAUCUAUUAGGCACUUAUUUUCAGCCAUUAAUGAACAGUAAAAAUAAAAAAAAUACUCUGUCUCUGUGGCAUGUACAAAAAUGUCAGCCUCAUCAAAAUUAAUAAUUCAUAAAUUUGAAGCGGCUGGGGUUAAUUUUAAAUCGUUACAUAUAUCCAUAGAAGAUGAAGGGAGUUCUACACCUACUACCAAAUACAGUAAAUGGUUGGAUGGCAAAGUGCAAGAGAAAAAGAAAGAAACUGAUAAGUCUUCACGCUUAGUAGUAAAAAUCGUUUCGGGAAAUGAUUUUGAUAGAUUUAAUUUAGAUGCAAGUGCAAAAGCAAUUGAAUCGCCUGAAUCUUACAUAACGAAUGUUUAUUCCGAGUCUUCAAUGCUACACAAAGAUGAACUUACUUAUAAAUUAGGUGAAAAAGAUCAAGACAUAAGUUACUAUCAUGAAGAAUCAAGAGAUACACUCCUAUCAAAUCAACAAACAUUUGAAACAAAUAUACGUUACGAGAAUGAUUUACAGUUUUAUUUGAAAAAUAAGUGCAAAUUAAAUAAUCCAGGAAUUUAUUUGAGUCCUUUAGAACACAGCCUUGAAAAAGUCAAAGAGAACAACGCUCGUAUUAUGGAAAAUAUACAUAUGCUCAAUAGAACCCUGAAUUAUACUAAGAAGAAAGAGAUACUGGACAUUGUUUGUCCCAAAACUAUAAGAUCAUUUCCCUGUAACACAUGUGGGAAAUGUUUUGUUUACGAGACUGGUUUGAGGAGACAUUAUUCCAUGAGACAUGCUAUGGCGGAGGCACAACCUCGCUGGCAAGUGGUCUGGACCUGUAUUCAGUGUUUCCAGGUGUGGCCUCGCCAAGACCAAGCUUUGAAACAUUCCUCUGAGUGUUGUAAAUCAAAUAAUGCCGAUUGUGUUAGAGAGAUCAAAACUUCUUCGUUGCUGCAAUGUGAAUUUUGCGAGAAAGUAUUUACGAGCAUUCCUAGAUUAUUACGACAUUCAAAAAAUCAUACUACAGCAAAUAAUUACGAGUGCAAUGCAUGUGGGAUGUCAUUUAUGUCUUACAAAACAGCUGAACAACAUUGGAUAUUAUGCCCAUGGUUGAACAUGUAUUACAGUUUUUCAUUACCGAAACUAUUGCUUUGUAAUGCAUGUGAUCGUAAAUUCAGAAAUUAUGAACAAUUGUAUAAUCAUAGAUACAAAGUUGGUCACUUCAUGACUAAAACACAUCAGGACAGCUCAAAAUCCCUUGGUAUAUUGGUCUACCAAUGUGAAAUAUGUGGCCAAUGGUAUUCUUCAACAGCACCAUUGAAGGUUCAUAAAAAUCAAUUCCACCCUAAACAUGAUAUGGGAUUGCAGUGCAGAAUGGAUAAAACCUAUCAAGAUAAUCAAAACUACUGUAUCUCCAAUGAAAAUGAAGUUUAUGUAAAUCAAGGUGAAGAGAUUAUGAAAGCAGCAGAUGAACAAUGAAAAAUAAAUAUAUAGAUAGAAGAAUACAUGCAUUUAGUUAUGAAAUAAAAACAUUUUUUAUAAAUUAAUGGAUAGUUUUAAUGUAUGCUUUUAUGAGUCAGAUGGCAAAGACAGGCUAAUCUAAUAUUAUAAAGAGGAGCUUGUGACCGAUAGCCACAUGGGUUGAUUGAUCAUAUGGUCCAGCUACACUUGGACCACUUUGGCAUUUGUUACGGGUAGUUGGAAGCCAUAAGGAUAUGUCUAACCAAGGGAAGUUGGGUAGGCCAGGGAACGGAAUUGGGAGUAUAUCCAGUUUUAGAAAGUAGCGCCCUCUGGAAAAUGCUGUCUUGUUAAUCAUUAGUUU